AUGGUCCCAAGAUCGCUAUCGUUUACGUACUACUCCAUGUACGGCCACAUCGCCCACCUGGCCGAGGCCGAGAAGAAGGGUAUUGAAUCUGCUGGCGGCCAGGCCGACAUCUACCAGAUUGCUGAGACCCUUCCUGAUGAGGCCCUGGCUAAGAUGCACGCUCCUCCCAAGAAGGCCCACCCCAUUGCCGAACCGAACACCCUGAAGGACUACGACGCUGUCCUGUUCGGUAUCCCUACUCGUUAUGGUAACUUCCCUGCCCAGUGGAAGGCUUUCUGGGACCACACUGGCGGUAUCUGGGCCACCGGUGGCUACUGGGGCAAGUAUGCCGGCCUGUUCGUCUCCACUGGUACCUUGGGUGGUGGCCAGGAAUCCACCGCCAUUGCUGCCAUGAGCACUCUUGCUCACCACGGCUUCAUCUACGUUCCUCUCGGCUACAAGACCAUGUUUGCCCAGUUAGCCAACCUGAGUGAGGUCCACGGUGGUAGCGCCUGGGGUGCUGGUACUUUCGCUGGCGCCGACGGUUCCCGCCAGCCCAGUGCUCUCGAGCUCGAGAUCGCCGAGGGCCAGGAGAUCAAGCCCGAGUCGCAGCCUGCCGCUGCAUCACAACAACCACAGCAACAACAAAAAGAACAAACUACAAAGACAGAAGCUUCCAACGCUGCGCAGAAUGGCCAGCAGAACGCACAGGCAUCACUCACUGCUACUCAACUACCUUGCACCUUAACUCUCAUCAACACCAAAUCCUUCCCUAUGGCAUCUCGGCCGAUCGUUCUGAGAUUCGAAAGCCGGAACGGUCAGUUCCGGCUGACAGUCAGCCCACAAGAACUAUUUCCCUCGCUCAAGCAGAAGAUUUUGGAGCACCUCCCUCCAGAUACUGAACCCUCUUCGAUAAACCUUUCCAACAAGCCCAUAGGUACCGGUGGAGAUGAGAGACUUUUGGACACUCUCGAUGGUAUUGCGCUUGGAACUGUCGGUCUAAAACACGGAGACAAGCUGUACCUUGGCUAUCAAGAAAAGCAAAACUUGCAAGACGGCUCUGUAAAUGGUAAUACUACGAAUGGGUCUUCUCGGCGUCUGAAUGGGGCCCCUGUCCCGCAACCCGAAACCGUUUCGAUUCGCCCCCAACCUACCUCACCGACCGCUAUAAUCAAAAACCCCUGGGAUGUGGUCCAGCAGUCGCCCCUCGAUGAUGCGUUGGAUAAGAAAGAUGGGAAAAUAAAGCGCAACCGUGACAUGAAAAUGUGCAAGCAUGGUCCCAAGGGCAUGUGCGACUACUGUAUGCCACUAGAGCCUUACGACCCCAAGUACCUUGCAGAGAAGAAGAUCAAGCAUUUGUCGUUUCACUCCUAUUUGCGGAAACUCAAUGCUGCGACCAACAAAGCUGAGCUCAAGAGCUCCUUCAUGCCCCCACUCAGUGAACCAUACUACCGAGUAAGACGGGAUUGCCCGUCGGGACAUCCUUCGUGGCCUGAGGGAAUCUGCACCAAGUGCCAACCAAGUGCGAUUAGCUUGCAGCCUCAAGAGUUCCGUACUGUGGACCAUGUGGAGUUCUCUUCUCCUGAUCUUAUUAACUCGUUGCUCGAUUUCUGGCGUAAGUCCGGUGCUCAACGGUUGGGAUUCCUCUACGGUACCUACGAAGAGUACACCGAGGUUCCCCUGGGAGUCAAAGCCGUGGUCCAGGCGAUCUAUGAGCCACCUCAGGUGGAUGAGAUUGAUGGCGUCACGCUUCACGAAUGGCACAAUGAGAAGGAGGUGGACGAGGUCGCACGCUUGUGUGGCCUUGAGAAAGUCGGUGUUAUAUUUACUGACUUGCUAGAUGCUGGACAAGGGGACGGCUCGGUUGUCUGCAAGCGGCACAUUGAUUCAUACUUCCUUUCGUCCCUAGAGAUUACAUUCGCAGCGCGGUUACAAGCCCAAUAUCCGAAAGCAACCAAGUGGAGCCGGACUGGUCGAUUUGGUUCCAAUUUUGUCACUUGUGUUCUCAGUGGAGACGAGGAGGGUGCUAUCUCGGUAAGCGCCUACCAGGCGUCGGUUGCGGCAGUUGAGAUGGUCAGGGCAGAUAUUGUCGAACCGUCUGCGGAGCCCUCGGUCAUGCUCGUACAGUCCGAAGAGGAUGACUCUGGGAACAGGUCGCGGUAUAUACCCGAAGUUUUCUACCGAAAGAUUAAUGAGUAUGGUGUUAGCGCCCAGCAAAACGCAAAACCAGCAUUCCCUGUUGAGUAUCUCUUGGUCACUUUAACCCACGGAUUCCCCACGGAAUCCUUUCCUCUUUUUGCUGAAGGUAAUUUUCCAAUCGAGAACCGUGAAGUCAUCGGCGAAAGCCAGGAGCUUCGUCAUGUCGCCAAAAAGCUCGUGCCCCACGGCGACCCUGACAAGGCAAUUCGCGCCGUAUCCGACUUCCAUCUUCUGUGUUUCCUCCACUCUCUGUCCACAUUCAGCAAGGACGAGGAAGCACUUCUCGGCCGCGUUGCGACAACACAUGAUCCCGCAGACGGAGUCCAGUUGAUAAACACCCCCGGGUGGGCGACGUUGGUCACAAUUCUUCAGGAAAGUGGUGAGCGCCCCCCUAAGCGCCCCUGGCUGAGCUCGGCCGAUUCUCCACGCGCAGUGCCCCAAGCCGGAAAACGUUUAUUCCCCUCAAGGCCUGAAUCUCCAAAAUCAGAAAGUGAACAGCUUGCUAAGAGGUUCAAGGGAGCUAGUCUAGAGUGA
Molecule: messenger RNA, 2712 nt
Organism: Aspergillus nomiae NRRL 13137
Lineage: Eukaryota; Fungi; Ascomycota; Eurotiomycetes; Eurotiales; Aspergillaceae
Product: endoplasmic reticulum and nuclear membrane proteinc Npl4
Exons: 9
Coding region: 1-2712 (903 amino acids)
Biological process (GO): ubiquitin-dependent protein catabolic process
Cellular component (GO): nucleus
Molecular function (GO): ubiquitin binding; FMN binding; NAD(P)H dehydrogenase (quinone) activity
Source: RefSeq, a predicted model, not a curated record